This is a messenger RNA of Clunio marinus, 748 nucleotides long. Lineage: Eukaryota; Metazoa; Arthropoda; Insecta; Diptera; Chironomidae. The record is from the annotation of a GenBank genome assembly.
AUGUGCAAGCUAUUAACUAUCCGACAGUUCCAAGAGGUGAAGAGAAGCUCCGUUUGGCAACAACUCCUUGUCAUACAAGAAUGUUUAUUUUGCAAGAAGCUAUUGUUAUUCGACCACUUUGAAGCUCGCACACGCGGUGUUGAUGCCAAUUGUGGGCCAAAGUUCAACUGCGAAAUUCCAAACUCUCAAAUCAUUGCAGUUAAUUAACUAGUUGAGAAUUUUCAAAUUUUUUCAAUCAAAUUCAAAGCAGAAAUGUUAAGUUCAUUUAUUGGUUCUUAAUUAAUCGAAUUGAAUGGUAUCUUGGGAUCAUGUCUACAAUAAUCAUUAAUCAUUAAUCUUUCAUCACAUUCUGUCUGGGUUGGUUUUUCCUUCUCUUUAAUUUUCUUUUAUGUUAUCCAAUUUCAUUACUCAAGAAAUUUGUGGAAUGAAAAGGAAGAUUUUAUAAUAUUAUUCUACAAGAAGAGAAGCUUUCGGUUUGGAAGAAAAUCAUUUUGUGAGUUAAACUCAAGAUGAACCUUUUGACAAAAAAAAUUGAUUCAUUCGAAAUAAAGUUGAUGUUUAAAUAAUUCAAAAGUCGAUGAAUUUUAUUUGAUUUGUAGGUAUUUCUGAUUAUUUGGCAGAUUUUUGUAAAACAUAUUUUUCAAUCUAACAAAAAACACCAAUUUUCUGAGAAAAGAUUUCAUUGCUUAAGAUGUUGUGGAAUCCACCAAAUUAUCAUAUGUCAUGCAGUCUUCAUUAUUCGCUACUA